Messenger RNA from Penicillium pulvis, 1197 nucleotides. Its product is annotated as ankyrin repeat domain-containing protein. Lineage: Eukaryota; Fungi; Ascomycota; Eurotiomycetes; Eurotiales; Aspergillaceae. Gene Ontology annotation, cellular component: nucleus; cytoplasm. Gene Ontology annotation, molecular function: protein binding. The transcript has a single exon. The coding region runs from base 1 to 1197 and encodes 398 amino acids. The record is from RefSeq and is a predicted model, not a curated record.
AUGUUCAAUGUUCCCCUGCAGGCUAUACUUUCGGCCGCUAGCGCGCCGCAAUUUCACUAUAUUUUAGGGGCAUCCCUCCUUCCCUUCGAUCCAAUUCUCACCUCUCAACCAAUGGCACUCCUCAAACUCGCCAACGAACUUCUCGGAAUCAUCGGAAGUUACAUCGACUCUCAAAUUUCCCUCUAUGCUCUAGUCCGCACGUGCCGACGACUGCAUACGCUAUUCAUACGGCCCCUGCACCGCCUCAACAUUACGCGCCAUAAUUUCUCGGCGCUCUGCUAUUUAUCCGAGCAUGGUCAAGAAAAGAUUAUCCGCCGAUUUCUGGCCGAAGAUGCCUAUCUCCCACCCCAAGUACAACGCCAGUGGCGGUUUCUCAUUGGAUCAGUCAGCACCAGAAUACUUCACCCUCUAAGUGGAGCCGCCAAGAAUGGACAUGAGGCAGUAAUCAAACUUUUACUCUUCGAGCUCGGGGCGAGUCCCAACAUUCGGGACGCAUACAUGUCCUUUCCACUCAAUUGGGCCGCGGAGAAUGGCCAUCUCGGGGUGGCAGAGCUGUUAGUUGAGUCUGGUGGGGCAGAUGUAUGCGCACCGGGUAGGCAGCGGCGAAAUCCCUUGGCUUCCGCUGGAAUCUACGGUCAUGUACCCGUGAUGCAGUAUCUAUUCUCUAUGAUAGUUACUCAGGGGAAGAAUGAUCCUAUACAAGAGGCUAUCAAUGCUCUAAUACAUAUGAUCCCCAGCUCAUGGCCUGAUAAUAUAGAAGCAUCACUGUUUUUGGUAGACGCAGUACAAGAUGUUAACAUCUACAUGCCGGUGCAAACCCCAUUAUCCCUAGCGGCCCAGCAUGGCCGGGUCGAUCUGGUCGAGGCGCUACUUGACCGAGGGGCGGAUAUAGAAAAGCGAGCUCGUGAACAGGGCCGCACACCGCUCAUAUCGGCUGCGAUGUAUCGGCAGGUGGAGGUGAUCUGGGUAUUACUUGCGGCGGGGGCGAACCCCAAUAUCGUUGAUGGGAUGGGAAGUACACCACUUCACUAUGCGGCGGAGGCUGGGAUGGAUACUGCAGUAAGGCUUCUGCUGGCUAAGAACGCGGAUGCGAGUUUCAAAGAUGGAAAAACUGGCCGGACACCCAGAGAAUGGGCAUUGGAGAAAGGACAUCAAGAUGUGGCUGCUUUGCUACUGUCUUCAUUACGGAAUGAGUAA